GUGAUUGGCUGGCGAGCCGGCCGCACGCGGAGUAGCCGAAGCUGCUCUGUUGCGACAGAGGCCGAGCGGCGAGGCCCGGUUAAGCUGAAAGAACUGUAACACCUGUGGCUCAUCACCAUGCCCUCUGAUCUGGCCAAGAAGAAGGCAGCCAAGAAGAAGGAAGCUGCCAAAGCCAGGCAGCGUCCCAGAAAGGGUCAUGAAGAAAAUGGAGAUGCUGUCACCGAGCCACAGUUGGUAGAGGAGAAAAAUGAGGAAGCCAAUGGCAAAGAUACCUUAGAAGUGGAUUUGCUGACCAAGGAACUGGAAGACUUUGAGAUGAAGAAAGCUGCCGCUCGAGCUGUCACCGGUGUCUUGGCCUCUCACCCCAACAGCACUGAUGUCCACAUCAUUAACCUCUCCCUCACUUUCCAUGGUCAAGAGUUGCUCAGUGACACAAAGCUGGAGCUGAACUCAGGGCGUCGCUAUGGCCUCAUUGGUCUGAAUGGAAUUGGAAAAUCCAUGCUGCUGUCUGCUAUUGGUAAGCGGGAGGUGCCUAUUCCAGAGCACAUUGAUAUCUACCACCUGACCAGGGAGAUGCCCCCCAGUGACAAGACACCCCUGCAGUGUGUGAUGGAGGUGGAUACAGAGCGGGCCAUGCUGGAGAGAGAGGCUGAGCGGCUUGCCCAUGAGGAUGCGGAGUGUGAAAAGCUGAUGGAGUUAUAUGAACGAUUAGAGGAGUUGGAUGCUGACAAGGCAGAGAUGAGGGCCUCUCGAAUUCUACAUGGUUUGGGCUUCACACCUGCCAUGCAACAGAAGAAACUCAAGGACUUCAGUGGUGGCUGGAGAAUGAGAGUUGCUCUUGCCAGAGCCCUUUUUAUCCGGCCCUUCAUGCUGCUAUUAGAUGAGCCCACCAACCACCUGGACCUGGAUGCCUGCGUUUGGUUAGAAGAAGAACUGAAGACCUUCAAGCGAAUUCUCGUCCUCGUCUCCCAUUCCCAGGACUUCCUGAACGGUGUUUGUACUAAUAUCAUCCACAUGCAUAAUCGGAAGCUCAAGUAUUACACAGGUAAUUAUGACCAGUAUGUGAAGACACGAUUGGAACUGGAAGAAAAUCAGAUGAAGCGUUUCCAUUGGGAACAGGAUCAGAUUGCUCACAUGAAGAACUACAUUGCUCGAUUUGGUCAUGGCAGUGCCAAGCUGGCCCGGCAGGCCCAGAGCAAAGAGAAGACACUGCAGAAGAUGAUGGCGUCAGGGCUGACAGAGAGGGUUGUUAGCGAUAAGACACUUUCAUUUUAUUUCCCGCCGUGUGGGAAGAUUCCUCCACCUGUUAUCAUGGUGCAGAAUGUGAGCUUCAAGUACACAGAUGAUGGGCCCUGCAUCUAUAACAACCUGGAGUUUGGAAUUGACCUGGAUACACGUGUGGCUCUAGUGGGGCCCAAUGGAGCUGGAAAGUCAACCCUGCUGAAGCUGCUGACAGGAGAGCUGCUGCCCACAGAUGGGAUGAUUCGAAAACAUUCUCAUGUCAAGAUUGGCCGCUAUCAUCAGCACUUACAAGAGCAGCUGGACUUGGAUCUGUCCCCCUUAGAAUAUAUGCUGAAGUGUUACCCGGAGAUCAAAGAGAAAGAGGAAAUGAGGAAGAUCAUAGGUCGAUAUGGCCUAACUGGGAAGCAGCAGGUGAGCCCAAUCCGGAACCUUUCAGAUGGGCAGAAGUGUCGAGUAUGCCUGGCUUGGCUGGCUUGGCAGAACCCCCACAUGCUCUUCCUGGAUGAGCCUACCAACCAUUUAGACAUUGAGACGAUAGAUGCUUUGGCUGAUGCCAUCAAUGAGUUUGAGGGUGGCAUGAUGCUAGUCAGCCACGACUUCCGGCUCAUCCAACAGGUUGCCCAGGAGAUCUGGGUCUGUGAGAAGCAGACAAUCUCCAAGUGGUCUGGUGACAUCCUAGCCUACAAGGAACACCUUAAGUCUAAGCUGGUUGAUGAAGAGCCCCAGCUCACCAAGAGGACCCACAAUGUGUGAGCUGGCCACCACAGGUUUGGGUCAGGACCUUGGUCUGGGGACUAAACAUCUGCUACCUGACCAGCCACCCAGGCCUGGACCCCGGGGCUGUGCUCUUGCGUCACUGCAAUAUUCCUCAUCCCUUGCCAUCUCUUCCCUUUCCCCUCCAUUAACCCCCUGUUCCUGCCUUAGCAGCACUCUGACUCCUGCAGACAACACCUGUCUGUUUCCCACCCUCUCUGCUUACCUUUAUCCACGUCUGGACCACCGUUGGCUACCCUCCCUCAGUCCCAUAUUGUUUACCUUAUCCAUACCCGGAUGUUCAUGCAGUCAGGGGCAGCCCUGGAGCCCGACCCUUAGAGUUGGGCCACAAUGAAGGGAGCUGGGUUCAGGGAGGUGUGAGGAAGGUUCCAACCCCUCCUCCCCUCCCCCUCCUUCCACUUCUGCUUCUCUUCUCCCAUUCUGCUUCUGAUUCAGAGCUAGGGGCUGGGGCCCUGGUUCUGGUCCUGGUUGGUUUUUAAAGAAUUAUUUAACAGUGUAACUACCAGAUCUGCCUGACACCCCUACAAAGUGUCCAAUAAAGAAAAAGGAAAAAAAAAGCCACAGCCACACUUUGCUUCCUUGGCCUGGAUACUGUUCCCUCCUCUAGCCCAGCCCCCAACACUGAGACCUCUUCGCCCCAACCCCGGGUAGGAUUGGGGCCCUGAGUGAGAUCUGAUCCUGGGCUGGGCAGAGAGGACACUGACACUGAAGACGAAGCCCUGAGUGAGGCUGGAGUGGGAGUGGGCUGAGUGUUAGUGAAGAGAAUGAAUAGAGUUGCUCAGGCCUUUUCUCUGCACCUGUGAGUCUGUUAGGAUACAGUGCUGCAAAGGGAAUCCUAGAUCAGAGCAGCUUUUUCCCUUUCGAUUCUUUUGAGGAACCUGAUUUCUGUCAGGCAACCCCAGGCCUAUGCAAAGACUAUUCUGUUUGUUUGGACUCUGUUUUUAUUUCUGUCAUUUUUAUCAUCUGGCCCACUAGCAGCUGUAUGCUUCAGUAUUCCUGAUGACCUCCAGGGGCUGCUGUGAACCAGCACCCCCACCAUGUCCCUCCUCUUCCUCCCCCCCCUUCAGAAACCAUCAUCUCACUAUGUUAGCAAGAAGGCAGGUGGCCCCUGGCUCCCUCCUGUUCUCAAUCCACAGAGCUGAGCCUAAGCCUUGUGGGAGGGGCAUGCAAAGGAAAGGGAAGUCCAAGUCCUGCCCUCAGACUCUUACUCUUAGUUGGAGAAAUGGUUUUCAAACCAAAGGUUUUUCAGACAAUACUAGAAAAUGCACUGGUGCAGACUGAGGCAUUCUGAAAAGGGGAAAAAGCUGUUUGGGCUAGAGUCAGAGAAGGUGAAUUGAAGCUGGGCCUUCAGGGACGCGUGCAAUUUGGAGAGACAAAAGAGGAGCAGGAUAUUUCCAGUAGAGGGAAAAACAAGGACAAAUGGAGGAAGUUAGACACUGAAGAUGGUUUUUAAUGAGCAGUGAGGUGGACCAUAGUGACUAAAAGCCUCGGUGCAGGUUGAAUAACUGUCUCUUCUGCUUCUUGAUAGGCUCAUAAGGAAGGGACUUUUCCCUGGGACUUAAGGAGCUAUCCCCUCAAAACUGGCUGUGAGUGCUAAGAGUCAGGACUUCUAGUUGGAGGGAGCCUUGAAUGUCAUCUCGUGCAGCCCUCUCAUUUUAUAGAAAAUGGGCCCAGGCCCCAAGGUCACAUGGAUGAUGAGGAGACCCAGGUUCUCUUCACACCCGGUGCUCUUUUCAUUAGGUCUCCUGGGACCCUCAAGAUCUUAGCUUCUGCAGAGGUAGCCACGUGUGGGAUUUGAAGUGCUGAGAGCUUUCCCAAAAAAUAUUUUCAGUGAUACCUGAAAUUCCAUUAUUUACAAUUGAUUCCGAAAUUCCAUUACUUACAGUUGAUUCCGAAAUUCCAUUACUUACAGUUGAUUCUUCUGGGAUAAGCAUUGCCCUCUUCCUGUUAAAUUCUUCCAUGUUAAUUCCCUAAUAACCUAACCUAUUAGUGUAAGUGGUAAAUUUCCAGAACCUAGUGAUGAGAUCCCCCUACCUUCAAGAAAUGUACACUCUUUGUAAGGUUAAACAAAAAUUUGGGAGAGCUACAUGCUCCUUGACCCCUGGCGCCAAGCCAAAAUGAUGAAAUCAAGUUUUUGUGUUUGUGUUUUCCCUUUUUCAUUUUGUCCUCCAUUCCUUCUUUCCAUACCUCUUCUCCGAGGCUCCACCCCCUAGGACUUCAUGCUUUCAUGCUCCCUCAAGUCUCCAAAUUAGUAAGCAGAAGGAAUAGGUAAUGCAUCCAUGCUAAGAUUUCAUAGCUAAGAAGGUAUACCACUAUAUCAGGCUGCCUCUCAAAGUGGAGAAUAUAAAAUGUGAAAUAUAGAGGAAAUAUGCAUUGGAGAAGGGGAGAGAAAACCCAGUACAUCCUCCUCCUGUUUCCCCUGCUUCUGUACCUAUUCAAGUCCUAGUCAUCUGUCGGGUCCUGCCACUCCUUCACAGCCUUCCCCAGUUGCUCCCGGCCAGAAGAAUGAGUGCUCUUUUCUGGCCUAGAAGCCUUUAUUAGCAUUCUAAGCUAUUGAGCUUGCAAUUGCUCUCCAGUUGUUCCAGGUGCCUUAGUUUUACCUCCCUAGGUAGAUUUUAAGCUUGAAAGUAGAGACAAUAGCUUUUGCUUCUCUGUCCCUGAAUAGCGCAGUGCUUGGCACAUAGUAGGUAUUCAAUAAAUACUUGAUGUACUGUUGAUGACACUAGCUGGUUUAUGGACUUAAGGCAUUUGAUAAAUUCACUGCUAAGAGCCCUUGGCACACAGGAGGAGAUUGUUGUACCCUCCUUUAGCAAGAUUUGGAAAUUGUUCCUCCUGAUUGUGCAGAGGCAGGCACUAUAAACAUACCUUCGGAAAUAGUUAUGAAUAGGUCCAACCAUUGUGGGCAGCAAUUUGGAAUUAUAGGACAGUGACAAAUAUUAGCCCACUAUUAGGCGUAUACCCCAUGGAAGUCAAAAGAUAGAAUGGUUUCAUAUACAUCAAAAUAGUAAUAGCAGCACCUUUUCUGGUAGUAAAGAACUGAGAAGAAAGUAAACAGCCAUUAAUUGGGAGUAACUAAAUAAAUUGUGGUACACUAAAGGAAUCUCAUGAUAUAAGAAAUUAUUAAUAAUGAAGAGUUCAGAGAAGCAUG
This is a messenger RNA of Vombatus ursinus (common wombat), 5164 nucleotides long. It is a transcript of the gene ABCF2, whose product is annotated as ATP binding cassette subfamily F member 2. The record is from RefSeq and is a predicted model, not a curated record. NCBI's taxonomy places the organism in Eukaryota, Metazoa, Chordata, Mammalia, Diprotodontia, Vombatidae. Bases 118 to 1995 code for a protein of 625 amino acids. The transcript has 15 exons. Gene Ontology annotation, molecular function: ATP hydrolysis activity; ATP binding.